Molecule: messenger RNA, 1517 nt
Organism: Pecten maximus
Lineage: Eukaryota; Metazoa; Mollusca; Bivalvia; Pectinida; Pectinidae
Product: adhesion G protein-coupled receptor L4-like
Biological process (GO): G protein-coupled receptor signaling pathway; cell surface receptor signaling pathway
Cellular component (GO): membrane
Molecular function (GO): G protein-coupled receptor activity
Source: RefSeq, a predicted model, not a curated record
ACGUCUUUCUAUAUACUGGAUAUAGUGAACAGGUUUCGACGUAGAAAGUAAGCUAAUCAACAUUACCAGCAGUACGAUUAGCCAUGUCACUGACAGAGCUGAGGUUGAUUUAGCAGUGGAGAUACAUCCUUCAGCAUUAUAUCUACCAGGGAACGUGGUAUUGUUAGAUUUCGAAGCAAAUUGCUUUCGUGUAGAGCAAAGCAAUUUCAAAUAUGAUAGCCAUGCCUACAGGUUGAAAUUUGUAUCGAAAUUACUAUUAUGUCCAAGGGUGAGAAUUCAGAAAGAGAGGUAUGAAAUUGACAACGGUUCACGCAGUAUGAAGUUACUGCCAAACGGUCCAGUACUUGCCUUUGGGAAUUACGAACUCUCAGUCAACACCACAGCGAUAAUUUGUGUAGAGGACUUUACAGACAUGGUGGAGGGUAGAACCUCUGUGACAGAUGAGGAGGAUUUGCUGUCGUCAGUCCUCAGUAUUGUGUCAUUCCUUUGUACGUGUCUGUCUAUACUCUGUCUCAUCAUCACCUUCCUUACCUACUGUUUCUUUCCUGAACUACGUACCAUUCCUGGUAAAAACAACAUGUGUCUAAUAGUUUCCCUCUUUUUCUCUCAAUGUCUGAUGCAGUUUGGAAUGAAACAAACUCAACACACACAUCUCUGUAUGAUCAUAGCAAUAUUUCUCCACUUCUUCUGGUUAUCAACUUUCUUCAGUAUGAAUGUAUGCUCCUUCCACAUGUAUAGGGUGUUUGUUUUUCCGUUGACGGGGGCGAAGCGAGUUCACAGAUGGACCUGCUUUUGGUACGCCUGUUAUAUAUUCGGGAUGUCCGCCUUGAUUGUAACUGUAUAUAUAGCUUUGUCUGUGACAGUCUUUGACUCGGAUAACCUUGGAUAUACAGGUAAUGGAAACUGUUUCCUAACCUCUUUUGAAUCCGUAAUCGCUACGUUUAUAUCACCAGUAAUGCUAGUGUGUCUUUCAAACGUCAUUUUCUUUGUGGUAGUCGCUUACAAAAUUGCAACAGCACCUAAUGUUCCAUCGACCAGAAACGUCCGGAAGGAGUACCCUCUGUAUGUUAAACUAUUUGUACUUACUGGUGCCACGUGGUUGUUACAAAUUAUAGAUGCAUUUAUCCCUCUAUCGGUGUUCUCUAUAAUCUCUGGAAUCAUGAAUUCUUCCCAGGGUAUUUUUAUCUUUCUAUCCUAUUCUACCAAUAGCCGUGUCCGCAAAUUCUACAAAGAUAGAUUAUCCAGUACUCGGACAUCUGAUAUAUCACAGAGGAAAAGGGGAUUUGUUGAAAUGCCAAACAGUGCUGACUGUUAUGACGAACACCACCAGGAUUCAGGGAUAUAAUCCCGACAGUUGGACAUGUUGGAAAUCUGACUGAACGUAGAUUUAACCUAGAUUUGCCGUAUUCAGAAACAAGAACAUAAUGUCUCUGUUACUCCCUGGGUGGUGAAGUAUCUGUCAACCUUUAAGGCAUUACAGACAACACGAGCUGGCAAAAAUACAAUGACAUCACGGC